Struthio camelus australis is the source of this 3290-nucleotide messenger RNA. The record is from RefSeq and is a predicted model, not a curated record. NCBI's taxonomy places the organism in Eukaryota, Metazoa, Chordata, Aves, Struthioniformes, Struthionidae.
GGUGACCUUCGAGGACGUCGCGGUGCGCUUCAGCGAGCAGGAGUGGGCGAGCCUGGACGACUGGCAGAAGGAGCUGUACGGGAGCGUGAUGCAGGGGAACUACGAGAUGCUGGUUGCCCUGUACUGUGCCCUAUGCAAGCCUGACCUCUUAUGUCGGAUUGAAAACGGGGAAGAGCCAUGCGUGCCAGCGCAGUCAGACUUGGAGAGAGUAGACGUGCCUGUGGAUCCACCCACAGAGCUGGACUGUCCUAGCAGCGUAAGCAAUGAUGCUCUGCUGCGGGUGGAAACGGAGAAAGAGUCUUGUGAGGGGAAUUGCGGAGACUUGGAGGAAAACAGGAGCCCAGGAGACCCACCAGACUGUUGUGCAUCACACACCCCUCAUGGAGUCCUUCCUGUUGCAGUGGAUGUCAGUCAACCAACCCCUUCCCCUUCCCAACCUCUCUCCGUGUGCUCGCAUGAAGUGGUGAAUCCGAACCAGUCUCCAUCUCCUCCCCCUGCAGCAGCAGAUGCUGUGGUGGGGAUUGCAGCAGCGAUACAGCAAGUGGAGGUUGCUGCAGAAAAGCUGCCAACGCCUGAAAUGCCGUUGAAGAGGCUGGAAGAGGAGGACGUGAAAGAUUCAGGGAAAGGUGGCCAGGAUCCAGUGGAAGAUGUUCCUGAAGAUCCGGGUAAGGAGGACGUAGCAGGUCUUUGCAAAGCAACGGCACAUGCAGAUCCAAGCCGCUCAGUUACUUCCCUGGGGAACCUGGUGGAAAGCUCCUGCGUGGGCAGGACUGCAGCCUGCCAGCGAAGCUCCACUCGGGAGAAAUUCUAUACGUGCCAUGCGUGUGGGAAGAACUUUCUGCUGAAGAUAAAUCUCAUCAUCCACCAGAGGAGCCAUGCCAGCUGGGUGCCAUACAUCUGCGCGCACUGUGGCAGGAGCUUCAAAUCCAAGAAAAAAAUCCAACGUCAUCUGCAUAUCUGGGCAACCAAGGGGUCCUGCCUGCCCUCUGAUGCCGAGGAAUGCUCCGGCUUGGCACAGUGCCCUGCCGCACAGUCCGUUGCCCAAAACAAGGGCACCGUUGCCGAGUGGGAGAAGUCCGGCCCCAAUAGGUACCCGCUGCCUCCUGGGAAAAUGAUAUAUACGUGUAGUGAGUGCAUGGAGAACUUCUCCAGCCAGAGCUUUCUGAUCCUCCACCAGAGGAUGCACACAGACCAUCACCUCAUCCUGUGUCCCUGCUGCGACAGGAGCUUUGCCUGGGCCUCUGAUUUUGUCCGCCACCACCGAAUCCACACGGGUGAGAGGCCGUAUCAGUGCACUGAGUGCCAGAAAGCCUUCAAGCGGCACCACCACCUGGUUGUCCACCGGAAGAUCCACGCAAGGAGGGAAAGGCCAUACUAGUGCAGUGAGCGUGAGAAGAGUUAGCUCUGUCAGCAGCACCUGUUUGAGCACAAACGCUGUCUGCCAGCGGCUCUUUUCUCUGGGAGCUCUGGAGGGGAAGAGACACCUACGUUUUAUUUUCCUCGUCUGGCUUUCUGCGGGCAUCGUGGGAGCGGUGGGGAUUUCUCGUGUGGGAGGCGAACGACGUGGGGAAGCGCUAAGAAGCGUCUUCUGGGGUUUCAGGUCCCAGCAGCUUGUGAGGACGAAGCGAUCAGUUUGCCUGAGCAGGAGUGGGGGAGCUUGGACAACCGGCAGAAGGAGCUCUUCAAGGUUGCGAUGAAGGGGAGUUACGAGGCUGUGGUCUCUCUUGGACCGGGUGACACCAGCUCCAAACCCACUCUGCCGUCGUCAGGUGAAGACGAGGAGGAGUCGGGUCCCAGGACUCAGGGGCUGCUGGAGAAGGGAGCCGUCCCUGGGCACCUCGGCUCUGCAGGUGAGAAGAUCGUGAUCAAGACAGAGGAGCAGCAGCCACCGGAGGAAAGACCUGAAAUCCUGGCUCUGCCACGAACGUCCUCAGUAAGACUGGAAGAGGAGGCUCCCCUGAGCCAAGAGCAGUCAGUGCCUUGGGAGAGUCACUCUGGCUCGGAUGAGCGGAAGGGAACAGGAGACGGCCUAGGGGAGCUCUGCAAACAUCACGCUGCCCAGCCUGAAUUCAAGCCCCUGCUUGUCCCGGCGGAAGCUCGCCCUGCUCCAGCCUUGGCUUUCCCAGCAGAGCAUGCGCACAGUGUUGGGACUGAGCAGCAGUUCGCCUUGCCCCAGGGAAUCCAGCUGGGAGAGGAAACCAACACAGAAGCUGCCUUGGCACAGCCCAGCUUGGAAGAGGAUCGGCCGUGUGCCGCGGGGGAAGAGCCCCGCAUGUUCCCGCUGGGCUGGAAGAGCAUCCGGCUGAAGCGGAACCUCCUGGUGCGCCAGCAGAGCCACACGAGGAAGAACAACGGGUCGUUCAUCUGCGCCGCCUGCGGGAAGAGCCUGGCCAACCACGCCGCGCUGCUGCGGCACCAGCGCCUGCACACGGGCGAGCGCCCGGGCUUCAUCCAGAAACACCCCCCCCAGAAGCACCAGCGCAUCCACGGGGUGCAGCUGCGGGGCGGGUGGACAGGCCGGCCUGCACGGGCCAGCGCGGCCGGGGAGAGGCUCUACCGCUGCAUCGAGUGUGCAGAGAGCUUCCCCCAGCAGGCAUCCUUGGAGGAGCACCAGCGCCGGCACACGCAGCAGCGGCCCUUCCAGUGCACCGGCUGCAGCAAGAGUUUCCGGCACCGGCAGUCUCUGAACCACCACCAGAAGGUCCACGCAGUUGCCAGCUUUCCUGGGACCAGCUUGCUGAACCACCACCAGGAGCUGGAGACCAGCCCCUGCAAGGGCUUGACCCAGGACAAUCCGUAGCACAAGGGCUGGAGAAGGGAAGGAGCAGCGAGAUUGCAGGCUGCUCCGCAGAAAUGCAGCGGUUUGUGGUGUCAGGACGCACCACAUGCAAACGCAGCUGGUGCUGCGAAGCCGCAGAGCUCACCGCAGCACUGCCUGGCUCUCCCUGGACGCUGCCUUGCAAGACAAGGACGGAGGGUAUCCAACGUGCUGCCCAGGGAGAGAAACGCGCGGCAGACUGGCCCAAGACAAAGCAGAGGAGGUUUGGCAACAGGGGCCAAGUCAUGUUGUGCUGCUGCCUUAUGAAAGGGGGAUUCAGCUGAAGAGCAGCUGCUGCGUGUUCAGUACGGUGGCGUGGGGAGUGGUGCAGCUGAACUCAGGGUUACCCAACUACGACCAGCUAUGAGAGCGUCUGGGGGUGUUCAGCGGCCCUAGGAAAAGCUGUUGUUGUGGGCAACAGCUGGGUCCGUCAGACAAACGGGGAAGAAGUUUGGAUAAAAGUUUGAGGUGA